AUGACUUCAUUACCGAAUGAAUUACUACAAAGAAUUAUAGAAUUAACAGAUCAAGAAUAUAGAAUACCUUAUCUUUUUGUAUGCAAAUUCACUUUUCACUUAGUUAGACAGCGAGUGUAUAAAAAAGUUAUUUUCCCUGAUGAUCAAGACAUCAAGGGUAUAGAGAUUAUUACAUUUUGUCAAUUGUACGGUUUAUCACUUGAAACCAUAAAAUUGCCACAAGCUAAAUAUUUUCCGGAUAAAGUAUAUCAAGAUAUCCUUUUACUAUGCCCACACUUAAAUUUCUUACAAAGUAAUAUACACCCGAAACAGCUUGUAGAGUGCAAACCAAAGAUGUGUCUAAAUACCUGCUUUAUGGUAACUAAUUUACCUUAUCAUCUUUUAAUGGUUCAUACGGAUGACGAGGAAGAUACGCUACCUAUUUUCAAUUCAAAUUGUCAAAUCACCGUUUAUUUUGACUGCUGUCCAUCUUUAUUCAUUUUCCCUAGUGAAUUUAUGCCUGGGAAAUCAUUAACACAGAUAUCGCAUUAUUUCCAUCAUCCAGGCGCGUUAAGUAAUGCUAUCUUGCCUACCUUUGGUUCUGAUUUACUCUCGUUAACUCUUAACCCUUAUGAUGUCUUAACAUCUACUGUAGCUCGGUUAAUUGUAGCUAAAUGUACAAAAUUACGAUAUCUUGUUGCUCCUUCUGUUAAAGCAGAAGGAUUAUGGAUGCUACUACGAUGGUGUCAUACAUUAGCAGCUAUUAUUGUAGGUUAUGAUAGAAAUUCAUUGCCUUUUAACGAUGAAGACUUUUUACAAGAAAUGGUCGAUUAUAAUCGACAUCUUCAGUCUAGACAGGCAUUAACAGAGCUCGAAAAUGAAAGAGCAGUGGAGACGAUACGACAUCAUAAACGAGUCUGGUGUGUACAUCCAAAUGUAUAUGAAUAUCAUCAUUUGAAAAUUGUUUCAUGGCAUAUUGGAAUUAUACCAAAAAUCUAG
Messenger RNA from Cokeromyces recurvatus, 978 nucleotides. RefSeq lists its product as uncharacterized. The record is from RefSeq and is a predicted model, not a curated record. Gene Ontology annotation, molecular function: protein binding. NCBI's taxonomy places the organism in Eukaryota, Fungi, Mucoromycota, Mucoromycetes, Mucorales, Mucoraceae. The coding region runs from base 1 to 978 and encodes 325 amino acids. The transcript has a single exon.